Messenger RNA from Pomacea canaliculata, 891 nucleotides. RefSeq names its product putative P2Y purinoceptor 10. The transcript is spliced from 2 exons. Gene Ontology annotation, molecular function: G protein-coupled receptor activity. The record is from RefSeq and is a predicted model, not a curated record. Gene Ontology annotation, biological process: G protein-coupled receptor signaling pathway. Gene Ontology annotation, cellular component: plasma membrane. Lineage: Eukaryota; Metazoa; Mollusca; Gastropoda; Architaenioglossa; Ampullariidae. The coding region runs from base 27 to 776 and encodes 249 amino acids.
AAAAGGGAAUCUAUUCGUGGUGUCUCAUGACAGGGUUCACAGGGUUCAUGUGGGUUUCUCAGUUCAUCACGUGCAUCAUCGCGUGCGAGCGGUGUUUCUGCGUGUUCAGCCCCUUCAAGGCUCAGAAAUACUUCAAGACCUCCACCAUGGCCGCCGUCAUCGGCGUGUCCAGCGUCCUUCUGGUGGGCGGCAUCACCCUCAUCGCCGGCCACAAACACACUUUUACCUGCGUCUUUGAUCCGGUGACUAACGAGACCGGCAUGGCCAACAGCUAUACCAGUUUUUAUUUGGAUCACAAGUAUGUAUUUGACAUUAUCGACGUCUUUAUCUACGCUGUUAUUUUCACCAUCGCUCUCCUCUUCGUCAUCAUUAUCACCUCUAUCGUCACUGUCGUCAAACUGUACGAGGCGUCCCGGUGGCGACAACAGAACGGCAUGGGGUUAUCGUCGACGAGCAAGGAAACGAAGGACUCGUCGUCACGCCUCUCCAUCAAAGAGGUGGCCAUCACCAGGAUGCUGCUGGCGUCGUCGCUGUUGUUCAUCGUCUGCUUCUCGCCCGUCGUCUUGCUACAGCUCUCCAUCUUCCUCGUGCCCCAGCUGAGCAUGUCCGGGCGCUACUAUAACCUUCUGUCCGUAAUGUGGAGACUGGUUUCGGUCCUUCGUAUGGUCAACUGCUCUCUGAACUUUAUCAUCUACUACCUCAUGGGAUCGCGCUUUCGCACAACACUUUGGGAACUUCUAGGUGUUACAAGUCGUCUUAAAGGAACAGGCAACUGAGCAAUUAAAUUUCCCUUAAAUAUAGAAAUUGAAUUAUAUCUGACCAACAUAUGACUACAGAGUUGCCAAUACGUAUGUCUUCGGUUCAAAUAAUCUUAAACGGGAAACACGUAAC